This is a messenger RNA of Cotesia glomerata, 1221 nucleotides long. RefSeq names its product ATP-dependent DNA helicase pfh1-like. Gene Ontology annotation, biological process: telomere maintenance; DNA repair. Gene Ontology annotation, molecular function: DNA helicase activity. The transcript has a single exon. The record is from RefSeq and is a predicted model, not a curated record. NCBI's taxonomy places the organism in Eukaryota, Metazoa, Arthropoda, Insecta, Hymenoptera, Braconidae. The coding region runs from base 1 to 1221 and encodes 406 amino acids.
AUGGAAAUUUAUAAUCGAUAUUCUGAAAGUGAUGGGUUUUGUAAUGCUUAUAUCGCUUGUGCUUCUACUGGUAAAGCUGCUGUGGCUAUCAAUGGGACAACAGUACACACUGCACUGAAGAUAAGUCUUUCAAAGUUGCUUCCUUUAUCAAUUGAAGUAGCCCAACAAUAUAGAUCACUUUUUAAAUAUGUUCGUGUAUUGAUUAUCGAUGAAAUUAGUAUGAUUGGAGCCGAGUUGUUGUCCCAAAUAGAUUCAAGGUUAAAGCAAAUCACCGGUAAUUUUGAAGUCCAUUUUGGUGGAUUAGAUAUAAUUUUGAUUGGUGAUCUACGUCAACUACCGCCAGUUCGUGCUACCCCAAUUUACAAACAAAUAAAACGACAAAUAGCAGGUUCAACACUAUGGCGAGGGUUGAAAUUUUUCGAACUAAACGAAGUUAUGCGACAAGCUAAUCAAAGUUUUGCAACAAUAUUAACAAAAAUUGGUAAUGGACAGUUGUUAGAUCAGGAAGAGCUAGAUUUAAUUGAGUCACGGAUUUACUCUGAAGAAGAAGCUGAGAGACUUUGUCCAGACGGUAUACGAUUUGUUUUUAAUAAUCAUUCAGUUGCUGAAUACAACAAUAAAAUUUUGAAUUCUAUAGAAGAAAAAGUGAAUUCAGAGGCAACUGAUAUAUAUAUUGGAUGUAGAAAUGUUGAACAGCAAACUUCUAUGCGUCAAAAAUUACAUAAAAUGUCAACUAUUGAUACAGGAGGUUUGCCAUAUCAAAUUACAUUGGUUUUGAACAAACCAUACAUGAUAACAACUAACAUCGAUGUAUCAGAUGGAUUAGCAAAUGGUGCGACGGGAAAAUUAAUUUUCAUUGAAUAUAAUGACAAAGGAGAGAUAGGUCGUUUAUGGCUAGAAUUUCCAGAAUCUCCAAAAAUCGGAGAAAAAUUGAGAAGAAAGGCAGCGGCAUCAAUUCAAAACAAUAAUCUUCAUCCACUGGCAGUACCAAUAGAUCGCAGAACAUCAUCUAUACCACUAGUACCUAAUAAAACCGUUAUUGUAAAACGUAAUCAUUUCCCAUUAGUCUCUGCAUGUGCAAUGACGAUUCACAAGUCCCAGGGAGCUACUUUUGGUGAGAUUGUAUAUGAAUAUGAUAAAUCACACGUUCAACAACUCCUGUACGUCGCAUUAUCACGAGUUACAUCAAUAAACGGCUUAUAUCUCGUUUCAAAAAAAUGA